AUGGAGGGGAUUAGUGUCAAAAGUGCUAAAAAGACCAGGGGCGGAGAGCUCAUUCUUGAAGUAGCAGGAAAAGAAGAGGCCGAAAGCCUGAAGAAGACUAUCGUGGCCCUUACGGAGGGAAACAUGGUAGAAGACGUCCGGGGUUAUCAGGUUCAGGAGGACAUAUUUGACAUAGACGGAGAUGCCCCAAAGGAAGAAAUUCUGAGGCAUAUCCGGCGAUAUACCGGCAGUAGGGGGCCUAAUGACGUCAACUCGUCUCUAGAGAUAGAUAGACAAAAAAUAGAGACGCGAACACAAACGUCACGAUCGGACUGA
This is a messenger RNA of Diabrotica balteata, 315 nucleotides long. The record is from the annotation of a GenBank genome assembly. Lineage: Eukaryota; Metazoa; Arthropoda; Insecta; Coleoptera; Chrysomelidae.